UCUUCUCAGUCGCCAUAUUAAAUUUUUUAAUCGGCUCAGCAGACGAGCCGCCGACGAAAAACCUCGGCUUCGUUCUCUGUUUGCCGGACACUUUUGAUUAACUCCCACUCAUCUUUUAUUUGAUAUUUUCUUUUUUUUGCAAACAAAGCAAAUCGAUUGUAUUUCUUUGUUGGAACGAGUAAUAUAAGGUCGUUGAAAUACAUUUACUCAUAUACACAAUAAGAAUUAUGAGUACAUCGAAAGUAAGACAGCAGCUAUCCUUUCGGCUACCCAAGGAGCUACGGCCACAAAAAUAUGAUUUAAGGCUACAACCCGAUUUGAAGAACAAAACAUUUGCGGGGACUAUAAAAAUAAUACUGGAAGUGAUAAAUCCCAUUUCAUUUAUACCCGUCCACUCAAAACUUCUUAGAGUUCAGACCAAGGAGGUGCAACAGUUGGAUGAAGAGCUGAGACCACAACGCUUGAUAAUACCUACAUUGACCUAUGAGGAUCCACAUUUUGAGUAUUGGGUAACAGAAUUUGAAAAGCCUUUGGAUGUAGGCAUAUACUCUAUGCAAUUAGAUUUUAGUGGUUCCCUGGUGGAUCGAAUUGUGGGAUUCUAUCAAAGUUCCUACCUCGACAAGGAUCGCAAUGAGAAAAGAUCAAUCGCUACAUCGAAAUUUGAACCUACAUAUGCUCGUCAGGCAUUCCCUUGUUUCGAUGAGCCUGCAAUGAAAGCUAAAUUUAGCAUUACAUUGGUAAGACCAACAGCAGAUGGUUAUCAUGCACUCUCCAACAUGGAUGUAAAGAACGAGGAGGCUAUAGGUAAUGGUCUAACCGCAGUGCAUUUCAAUGAAAGCGUUCCUAUGAGUACUUAUCUAGCCUGCUUUAUUGUUUCUGACUUCGCACACAAAGAGAAAACUGUGCGUGGCAUGCUUCCCGGAGUAGCUGACUUUAAAAUGCGCGCCUUUUCUACAGCUGCUCAAAUAGAGAAGGUGAAUUACGCUCUAAAUGCCGGAGUGGGCAUCACAGAGUACUAUAUUCAGUACUUUGAUAUUUCAUAUCCAUUGCCAAAACUGGAUAUGGCAGCAAUUCCCGAUUUCGUUUCGGGCGCUAUGGAACAUUGGGGUUUGGUAACUUACCGCGAAACAGCCUUGCUGUAUGACAAAAGUAUAAGUGCAAGCUAUGACAAGCAAAGAGUGGCCACAGUGUUGGCACAUGAACUCGCUCAUAUGUGGUUUGGCAAUUUGGUGACUAUGAAUUGGUGGAAUGAUUUAUGGUUAAACGAAGGCUUUGCAACCCACAUUCAAUACAAGGGGGUUAAUCACAUACACCCCGAAUGGGAUAUGCUUGAUCAAUUUAUCAUAGCCGAUUUACAUGGUGUUAUGAAAUUAGAUGCUACCUUGGCAUCACAUCCCAUUGUGCAAACUGUGGAAAAUCCCAAUCAAAUAACUGAACUGUUUGACAGUAUAACCUACUCCAAAGGAGCCUCUAUUAUUCGCAUGCUAGAAGAUUUGGUGGGGCCAGAGAAGUUUCGCCAAGCCACCAGCAAUUACUUAAAUAAAAUGCGUUAUUCCAAUGCCGAAACAAAUGAUUUUCUAACCGAAGUGGAGGCUAUGAAAUUUGAUUUUGAUGUCAAGCUUAUAAUGAAAACAUGGACAGAGCAAAUGGGUUUACCUGUCAUAGAGGUCAAACGUGACGGGGAAACCUUUACUUUAACCCAAAACAGAUUUUUUGCCAACCCCGACGAUUAUAAAAGCAAUCAUAGCGAUUCCGCAUUUAACUAUCGUUGGUCCAUUCCAAUAACUUACUUUACCAGCUCAAAUUCAGAGGUACAGCGCACAAUCUUCAAUUAUGAUGAAACAAGUAAGCAGGUCGUUCUUUCUGUUCCCGUUGAUGUUGAAUGGAUCAAGAUUAACAAGAACCAAGUAGGAUACUAUCGCGUUAAUUAUCCCCUCGAUAUGUGGAAAUCCAUAAUAAAAGCUUUAAUUUACACCAGAGGCGUUUUCAACAAUGCCGAUCGCACCCAUUUGUUGAGUGAUGUUUUUGCUUUGGCCGAUGCUGGUCAGCUGGAAUAUGGCAUUGCUAUGGAUUUGAGCAAAUAUCUCGCAAAGGAGCUAGACUAUGUGCCUUGGAGUGUGGCUGCGGAACGAUUAUGUGUCAUCAAAAAUUUAUUGAGCGCCACCGAUUUGUAUUGUGAUUUUGUUAAAUAUGCUCGUUUGUUGUUGAAAAAUGUCUAUCAAUCGGUGACAUGGGAUGUGAGUGUGGAUCAUUUGCAAAACCUUUUGCGUGUUGUUGUUAUAAAUGCAAGCUGCAACUUUGGUGAAUCUGAGGCCUUAAAAGAAGCUGGCAAACGUUUCCAAAUAUGGUUGUCUAACCCAGAGGCAAGACCGCAUCCCGAUAUUCGUUCCUCUGUCUACUACUAUGGCAUGCAAAGUGUAGGCAAUGAGCAAUGUUGGAAUCAGGUAUGGGAGCUGUUUAUUGCCGAAACCGAUGCUCAAGAGAAAGUCAAAUUAAUGGAAGCCUUGGCCGCCAUCAAUGAACCCCAAAUUUUGCAACGCUUCAUUAAUUUAGCCUGGAAUGAAAAUAAUGUUCGUCGACAAGACUACUUUACGUGCUUACAGAACAUAUCCCGAAAUCCGGUGGGACUAUCUUUAGUCUGGGAUUAUGUUCGCGAAAAUUGGCCUCGCAUGGUUGAACGUUUCGGCAUUAACGAACGCUACUUAGGCCGAAUGAUUCCAGCGAUAACUGCUCGCUUUGCUACACAAACCAAAUUAGCUGAAAUGGAGGCAUUCUUUGUCAAAUAUCCUGAAGCUGGUGCUGGUACAGCAGCUCGUAAGGAAGCUUUGGAAACGGUAAAGUAUAAUAUUAAAUGGUUGGAACAGAACCUAAAGCCCAUUAGUAAAUGGUUCAAAUCUGGCAGGCCGUGAACUAAUUUUUUAUAAAAAUAAUUUUCUCUUACUGUAUUUGCAUUUACAAUUACUUGUAGCCUACUUAUGUGAAUAUACUUAAGCGUUCCGCUUUAAUAAAAUGGAGAUUGGCCUCCUUUUUAUACAAUGUA
This is a messenger RNA of Stomoxys calcitrans (stable fly), 3040 nucleotides long. Its product is annotated as glutamyl aminopeptidase. Gene Ontology annotation, molecular function: peptide binding; metalloaminopeptidase activity; zinc ion binding. The transcript is spliced from 10 exons. Gene Ontology annotation, cellular component: cytoplasm. The record is from RefSeq and is a predicted model, not a curated record. NCBI's taxonomy places the organism in Eukaryota, Metazoa, Arthropoda, Insecta, Diptera, Muscidae. Bases 228 to 2909 code for a protein of 893 amino acids. Gene Ontology annotation, biological process: peptide catabolic process; proteolysis.